GGGCAUUUGAGCGCGUUUACGUAACGUGAGGACUCGACGCCGCUGCGGAGCGCAACCUCCCUCGCCAUUGCGGAAGCGGCGAGCGCCGGCCGGGACCUGUCAGUCAGCGGUUGCCCCGGGAGUUGCCAUGGCGCGGCGGGUCCCAUGCUGACGUCGGCUCGCUGGCUGCAGGCGGUGAUGAGGAACCGGGUCACGGCGGCGGGGACCGAGCGGGCCGGCUGCCCGGCCAGGGUGCGCCUCCUGCGGCAGCCGGCGCCCGGUCAGCCCGCGGGAGCUGGGCCCAGACUGCGGCCUCGGGUUAGAGUAGGAGAUUGGAAUGAGGUGUUAAGGGAAACGGUAAACGUUCUCCAGUGUGGUCAGGUAGUGGCAGUUCCAACAGACACUAUCUACGGAAUUGCCUGCCUGGCACAGAAUUCCGAAGCUAUCCGAAGAAUUUAUGAAAUUAAAGGACGGAAUGCGGACAAACCUUUAGCUAUCUCUGUUGGAAAUAUUGAAGCUAUUUAUAAGUACUGUAAAGUAACUGUUUCUGACCAGGUAUUAAGAGAUCUCCUGCCAGGACCUGUAACAUUGGUUUUUAAGCGGGCAGAUGAGCUGAAUAAAGAUUUAAACCCUUUCACUGAUUUGGUGGGUGUACGUAUUCCAAAGCAUCCGUUUAUGCAGAAACUGGCACAAUUGUGUGGUGAACCUCUGGCUUUGACAAGUGCCAAUGUCAGCUCUCAAAACAGCACUUUGACUCCAGAGGAAUUUAAAGACCUUUGGCCUUCGUUGGGUCUUGUUGUUGAUGGUGGGCCUAUCGGUGAUGUGUUGAGCCCUGAAUGUCGGUUAGGAUCAACAGUGGUUAACUUGGCCACACCUGGAAAAUACAGUAUUAUCAGGCCUGGUUGUGCAUUUACUGCUACAGUGGAAAUUCUUCAGAAGGAGCAUGGAUUGUCCAUGCAAUGCUAAAUCUGACAGAAACUUUAUCAGAAAUGGUUUAUUUUCUACAUACGAAACAAAACAUACAAUCUAUUGCCUUUAUUCAAUAUUGGAUUAAAGUUUGGAUUCCGAAGAAACUUAUGUGUCUCCCGUAUUUUACAUUGCCUGUGCUGUAUACACACUUCCUAAUCCUCACUACAUCUACGAGUUGACUUCCCAUUGUACACUUACUCUCUUGUUGGUCUUCCAUGGUGCAGGUUAAGGGUUAAAGACUUAUUCCAAAAAUGAUGUAGGCCUGAGCCUAGAGCUCAUGGUGUCACCCACUCUGGCUGAAUUAAUCUUGGUGUAAUGUGAUGUCUUUUGCCAAAUGGAGUUGAUCAAGAUGGAACACUGUUAUAGAAAGUGCACUUCUGUCACUUCCUGGGAUCUACAUCUGCCUUUCAUGAGACACAGCUGUUACUGUUUCUGAUUUUUAUAUAUGACUGCUUCUGUGAUGUUCUGGCUGGAGGCUGUAACACUCGCUAUCUCAUAGAUUUGAUUUUAUCAUUAGUCAAGAAAAUAUUGAACAAGAACAGUUUGAAUAAUGCUAUUUGAGUGGAAUCGUAAGGAAUAAUCUUAAAUGAGCUCUUGCCUUGGGUUUCAUUAUUCAUUGUUAAUCAAAAGAAAGUUGCUGCAUCAACCAUGCUGUGAUAAGUGUAAGUAGUUCUGCUUGGGGAUAAAAUUAAAGCCUACCUGACCACAUCCAACCUGGGUCAAGGAUUAGUAAUACUUUUCAUACCUGACUUGACUUUGCCAUUUCUUUAAAUAUAAUUGUAGACGUGUUACUAUUUGUGCAUAUUUCUGAUUUUCAGUGAAAGCUCAAAAUUAAAAAGAAAUAAUGCUCUCAAAGUAUUCUUGGAUGUUGGGUAACUAUUUGACUCAAUUUUAGCAACAAUUCUAUAUGACAUUAGGAUAAACCUUCCUCAAACAGCAAAAUACUAAAGACCAUAUCAGAAUUAUGCAUUUUAAAUACCUUAAUAGCUUUAAUCGACUUUUAAUAACCCAGUGGUUAUUGAAAGAUUCCAGGAUAAUGUCACAUUUUAUAAGAAUCUCUCAAUAACAUAAAGGGGAAAAAAGAAUCCACCUUGUCUUGUAAAACAAAGUGUAAGGGUGUCCCUGAGCUGUUCUAGCCAUGCAAGUGCUACCCUUGCAGCAUCAAGUGUAAUUUGAGCCAGCCUCCCCAAUGCAGAAGGAACACUGUUAUGUACCCCAUCAUUGCAGCAACUUCUUACUGAUUUUGCAGGCCUUUCUUUCAUUUACAUUCAGCAAAGUUUGUCAUUAAUUUCCUGCUGUUUGUAGAUCUAUCAACCACUACUGUUUGUUUCGUAAGAUCUAACUCUUAAAACUUCUCAGUAAGUCUGUGCAGUUCAGGAUAGACCUCUUCUAUGACCUGGCUGUGCAAGUGAUUCACUUCUGCUUUCUUCACAACCAUUCAUUGUGCAGUUGCCUGACAAUUGGUGUAUCAGAAGAAAGUGUGUACCUGUUUGCAUUUCUCAAACAUGAACUUCCAUGUCCAGUGUAAAAUACUGCUGUUCCUCAAGUUCCC
Pristis pectinata (smalltooth sawfish) is the source of this 2500-nucleotide messenger RNA. It is a transcript of the gene yrdc, whose product is annotated as yrdC N(6)-threonylcarbamoyltransferase domain containing. The transcript has 6 exons. NCBI's taxonomy places the organism in Eukaryota, Metazoa, Chordata, Chondrichthyes, Rhinopristiformes, Pristidae. Gene Ontology annotation, cellular component: cytoplasm. Bases 145 to 945 code for a protein of 266 amino acids. Gene Ontology annotation, molecular function: nucleotidyltransferase activity; tRNA binding; double-stranded RNA binding. The record is from RefSeq and is a predicted model, not a curated record. Gene Ontology annotation, biological process: regulation of translational fidelity.